Rhodamnia argentea is the source of this 1225-nucleotide messenger RNA. RefSeq names its product syntaxin-22-like. Gene Ontology annotation, cellular component: SNARE complex; membrane; endomembrane system. NCBI's taxonomy places the organism in Eukaryota, Viridiplantae, Streptophyta, Magnoliopsida, Myrtales, Myrtaceae. The transcript has 7 exons. Gene Ontology annotation, molecular function: SNARE binding; SNAP receptor activity. The coding region runs from base 247 to 1086 and encodes 279 amino acids. Gene Ontology annotation, biological process: vesicle-mediated transport; intracellular protein transport; vesicle fusion. The record is from RefSeq and is a predicted model, not a curated record.
UUGACAUUGUAACCACGGCACAUUCCCAACGAAGCUUCUUCCCUCCCUUCCUGCGGGCGGGUGGGUGGUGGUUGGACUUGCAGUGUGUGGCAGCAGUUGCUUCUCCGUUCACCCUCCCUCCGACGACGCUACCAGUACCCUCCAUUUUUUGAAACAAAAAAAAGAAUUUGACUUUUCCUCCUCCCUCCCGUCGAUUCCUCUCUUUAUCUGGGGCCUUUGUUGCUUCUUUUGAUCUUCUUGGUGAACAUGAGUUUCCAGGACGACGUUGAAUCCCGAUACGGAGGAGGAAGCAGCCUGCAAUUCGACUCCUCGCCUCCUCCUUCUCCCUCUGCUGCCACCACUCAGGCCAUCGCCUCCGGGAUAUUCCAGAUCAACACGGCCGUCGCUUCCUUCUACCGCCUCUCCAACUCCCUCGGCACUCCCAAGGACACUCUCCUCUUGCGGGACAAGCUGCACAAAACAAGACUGCGAAUUAGCCAGCUGGUGAAGGAUACUUCGGCUAAACUCAAGGAAGCUAGCCUAGCUGAUCACGGUGCCGAAAUCAGCCCUGCAAAGAAAAUAGCCGAUGCAAAGCUUGCAAAAGAUUUCCAAUCAGUCUUGAAGGAAUUCCAGAAAGCACAAAGACUCGCUGCCGAGAGGGAAUCAACAUUUGCUCCUUUUGUUCCUAGAGAAUUUGUUCCUUCCAGUUACAGUGCUCAAGAGGUGGAAAUAAGCCCAUCAAGGGAUUCUGAACAGCAAUCUCUUCUUCUAGAGUCGAAAAGGCAAGAUGUUAUACAAUUGGACAACGAGAUUGUAUUCAAUGAAACCAUUAUUGAAGAAAGGGAACAAGGGAUCCAAGAAAUUCAACAGCAAAUUAACGAGGUGCAUGAGAUUUUUGAGGAUCUUGCUGUGCUAGUCCGUGAGCAAGGAGUUGUUAUUGAUGACAUCAGUGCCAAUAUAGAGAGCUCCCAUGCUGCGACAACACUAGGCACUUCUCAACUUGUCAAGGCAACUAAACUUCACAAAUCUACUUCGUCUCUGGGCUGUCUACUCCUGGUGAUUUUUGGAAUCGUUCUACUGAUUGUUGUCAUAAUAGUCGUGGCAUGAAAUUCUGAAUUGUCCAGUCAUCCGUUUCACCGUGUGAGGGCAUUGCCCAUUGCACCGCAACAGUAUACAGUGUACAUGAUGCUUGUCAAUGUAGAGCAGGUUGAAAAGUGGGACUAAUGUAUCUAUUGGAGACUGAAAA